CAGGGUGCGGGUAGGCCGUUUAUAAAUGGCCAUCUGACCCUGCAUUGUGCGCGCUCCCUGGGAGCGUGCAGCACCGCGAUCUGGUGCCCGCUGUAUCCUCCGGACACAGCGAAAACACAGAUCGUUGGACGGGACCUCUGUACGAUGUCCCGAUCAUGUGAUCACUGAUUGACCAAUCAGUGAUCACAUGCAAAGUAGUAAGCAAGAUAUCACUUGUGACAUCAUUGCUUACUACAUGUGAAAUCUGUGAAUGAUCACAGAGGUCACAUGGUACAAGGCUAU
Molecule: messenger RNA, 282 nt
Organism: Staurois parvus
Lineage: Eukaryota; Metazoa; Chordata; Amphibia; Anura; Ranidae
Source: the annotation of a GenBank genome assembly